Molecule: messenger RNA, 3626 nt
Organism: Amblyraja radiata (thorny skate)
Lineage: Eukaryota; Metazoa; Chordata; Chondrichthyes; Rajiformes; Rajidae
Gene: efcab14
Product: EF-hand calcium binding domain 14
Exons: 9
Coding region: 284-1576 (430 amino acids)
Source: RefSeq, a predicted model, not a curated record
ACCUCCUCCUAAAGAUCCUAUAGCUGUCGGAUCUUUGCUCCCUCCCUCCCUCCGCUGCCGCGUUGGUGCCGCCAGUGCGGGUGCAGCGAGGAGCGGCGCCGAGGGCAAUGAGCUGCUACCUGUGCCGGCUACUGCGUGCUUGUUGACCGACCGGCCGCCUCACUUCUUCCCUCACACCCCCCCUGCCUCUUAGGUUAUAUGUUGGGCCAGGAACCGCUGCAAACUGGAGAGCAAGCACGGGCAGCUGGAUGUGCAGUAUAAAGCGGCGACCCCGCAGAAGAAGAUGAAGAAGCGAAAGGAGCUUAACGCGCUCAUUGGUCUCACCGCCGACGGCAAGAAAAAGAAGCCGAAGAAGAGCUCCGGGCACCAGUUACUGCUGAGGACCGAGCCCACGGCCUCCGAUUCGGAAUCCACCUCUGAUUUCGAUGAGUUCGCCGAACCGGCCACCGGCUCCAUGUUCGCAAAGGGAGGCUAUGUGAAAUGCUGCAAGAUUUGUUAUCCACUGUGUGCAUUUGUUAUGCUAGCUGCUUGUGUAGUAGCUUGUGUUGGGUUGGUCUGGAUGCAGGUUGCUCUCAAGGAAGAUCUGGAUGCACUGAAAGAAAAGUUUAGAACAUUGGAAUCUAGUCAAAAAACUUCCUUUAGUGACAUUCCAAAGCUAAAUGAAGAUCUCCUUGCAGUCCAGAAAGAUCUUAUCAACCUUGACACUGGAGACAAAGGAAUUAGCAAAAUAUGGACCAACAUCACAGAACUAAAUAAGCAAAUUACCGAACUAAAUUCAGCUGUUGCCCAUUUAAAGGCCAAUGUCAAAUCAGCAUCAGAACUAAUCAACCUUCCAGUCACAGUGGAAGAACUCCAGAAGAGUGUUGCCACAAUUGGGAGCACACUUACUAGUGUGCAGCAUGACGUUGAUACUAUUAAAGCAGCUUUAGAGGAUCGGAAGAAAAAAAUGGAGACACUUCAGCAAAAUGAGGAAAUAUCGGACCUGCAGGAUGAAGUAAAUGAGUUAAAUGCCACCCUCUUAUUUUACCACACACAUAAUGACCAAAGGCUCCAUCACAUUGAUUUACUUGUUGGUAAUCUGAGCCAGAAAGUUACCAUGCUGGAGGGAAAUGUUCUAAUUGCCGGUACUGUUUCUAAACUAAAGAACAUAAAUGGCACAAUGCAAAAUGACAACACUCAAAUGCCAAACAUUAAGGAAAGGUUGAAGAUUAUGGUGAAUGCUCUCAUCAACAAAUCAGAUAAUCUAGGCAAUAUUACUGUAGUCAAUGAUCAAGGUAACACAAGCUCAACUUCUACCAUGAAACCUUUAGUUUCUCCAAGGUUCCCAGUAAAACCAGUAGCUAAUAAAAACAGGAAAAGGAAUGUCAAAUUAAAGCACCUGUCUUUACCUGGGAUUACCAGUUUAAAAGCUCUGCAGGACCUGUUCCUUAAAUCUACUGAUGGCCAACUUUCUUAUCAAGAUCUGUACAAUUUAUUUGGUGCUGAAACCCCUGAUCCAGAAGAACUUCGUCAGUUUGAUUCAAAUAAAGAUGGAAAAUUCUCACAAACAGAACUCAUUGAUGCAAUUGGUUCCUAGAGGACUAAAUAUAUCUAAUUGGACGUGAAGUUUUUAGAAGUGAAGUCAUGACUUCCAAUUGCUACAAUUGCAAAAUCUGCUUAGUACUUGGAAUAAAUAUCCUUAAAAUUACCUUUGGGUUUGCCAAAACAUUGUUUUAAUGAAACAAUCUGCAUUCAAUUGAGUUUGAGGAAUAAUGGUUGAAGCAUUCAGGAUAAAAUCUUUGUUUAAAUAUCACACUGAAAAUAAAGUACAGGUAGCUGGUUAAACUAUUCAAAAUCAAACUACUGACCGGUUCUUAAAAAAAAUUGGAUAAAAUAGGUUUUGUUGAUUUUCAAUUAAAUUGGUGGAGAUUCAAGUAAAUUAAUUCAUAUUUUGAACCUUCCAAUGUUGCUGAAGGGAGAACAAAUGUUGCUAAUUUCAGCUUACAUAUUUAUGUUUUCUCCCCUCUGCCAUUGUCUUCCCCCCUCCCCCCUCCCCAUAUAUAACUAUCCAGGGGGUUCAAAAUUUCCAUUAUUUUCAAUGGAAACACAAUUACUUUGGACAGCCUUGAGGACUAAAGUAUUUUGUGAUUGAUUAUAUUGAGACUUGCAAUUUCUGUUCUACAGGCAUUGCCAGCUUUGAAAAUGUUCAAAGAUCAACAAGUGUCCUGCAUGUAUAACACAGUAAAUACAACCACUUUUGUGCAAGCAAUUAAGACUGCUUUCAUUUUGGUUCCAUGCAUCACUGCUUGGGCCCCACAAUGUGUGGAGUGCAAGUGGUUGGUGAUAACAUUAAACGUGCUGGUUUUACUAACACUGGCUAUUAGGAAGGUGCACUGUGUUUUAAAAGGCAUGACUUUGAAUCUGGCAAGUUUACUUGAAGUUACUGGUGUCAGUCAGACCACUGAAGCACACUGACACAGUUCAAAACCAGUAUAUAGGUCUUGGAAACAAAUGCUGCAUUUUUUGUCUUUAUGUUUCUAUUCAUUGAAAUGUUCUUAUCUUGUAAACCAUUCCAUAGUUUAUUUAAGAACUGGGGUGUCUUUAACAUAAGUGUCGCAUUAAGGUCUCUUGGUUGCUGAAGCUCAGUUAGAAAAUGAAUUUGUUUUUACAGUUUGAGUCUGAAAACAGCUUACUUCAGAGCAAACACACACACUUGGUGAUUUACAGGACUAUAGAACUUGUAUGAAGUUUUCUUUAACUUGAAUAAUUUGACAAUGUUUCUUUUGAAUGAUAUAAAAUAAUUGUAUAAUAUAAAUGUAGAUACAUUAUAUUUCUAAUGUUGAAAUAAAUAUGCAUAAAAAUCAGCAGCUGAUAUCUCUCGCACAUGCUUAGCAAUAAAGUAAUAUUUGGGCCAGGAUUGAGAUUUCAUUUGGUAUUGACUUUAGCUCCCAAGACAAUAUAACAUUCUGAAUGAAAUGCUCACUUUCAAUGCAUUUCACAAGUGCAUUUAAGGCAACUUAAGAGUUUUAACUGUCAAUACUAAAAGGCUGGAUUUCAUGGUUCCUGGAUGCCAUCUUUAUAUCAAAUCAUAGUAUUUUGUGGACAAAUUUUUAAUUAAAAUUUUAACUUUAUUGCAACUAAUAGAUCUUGUCCAAUAAUGGCCUCUUUAAUUAUAGUAGCAAUAAGAGAUCAACUUUUCCAGUACGUGAGGGUAUUAUUCAGUUUUGCAGAGAUUUGUCAAAGAGUUGAUCUAAUUUUGUAAAAUGGGUACAGGGAGAAAAUGUAAUUCAAGUUGUUUGCACUUUUGGUUGUUGGCUAAUUUAUUUACAUAUUAUAACCCCAUGCUGGUGAUGUCUAAAGCUGAACACUGGACAAGUGCUCUAAAUAAGACUGCUUUGGAACUGGAACAUUUUAUACGGUCAUGUACAUGGUGAUUCAUAAAUGUCUUGUGAAACUUAAUGUUUAAUUACUCCUUUUGUUGUAUACAAAUUACAAAAUAUAUUUUUGAGAUGUUAUUCGUACAAUAAAAGGGUUAGUUGUAUUAAAGUAACAACCAUUGUUUUGAAGACUUGUGUUUUGCAUGUUUUAUAUCAUGUAAUGAUCAAAAUAUUUAUAAAUUGUCAAACAAUAAAAUUACCAUAUUCCAA